UCAUCCGACGUUCACCGGUUGAGUUUCGCAUUUCGUUUUCAUUCUAGACUGUUUUUCGAAUAAUUCGGAUGCGUACGACGCGGAUACUUGGUUUUUGACGGCAUCAAGAGAAUUUUUUAAAAGUGAUUAGACUUCUUCUGAUGUAACGUUUUGUAUAUAUCUUGGUGGAGAACGGAAUAAAAUGGCUCCCAAUACCGCAGUCAUUGAGCAGAAAGUAGAGUACAAACUUGGUGAAAAGCAAGAAUACAAGACUAAAGUAGUGUGGUUCAAUGUAGUGCUCUUCUUAUACCUCCAUCUUAGUUUUAUUUACGGAGUAUACCUAGGAUUUACGGCGACUGAUGCGAGAACUUUGAUAUUUGCUUAUAUCUACGCAAAUGUUGGUGGAAUAGGUAUUACAGCUGGUGCUCACAGAUUAUGGUCUCAUCGCUCAUACAAAGCAAAAUUGCCUCUCAGAGCACUACUUUGUAUCUUUUCCAGCAUAGCUGCGCAGAACGAUAUAUAUGAAUGGUGCCGAGAUCAUCGAGUACAUCACAAGUUCACAGAAACGGACGCAGAUCCACAUAACAUAAAAAGAGGGUUUUUCUUUGCUCACAUGGGCUGGCUGAUGUGCAAGAAACAUCCUGCUGUUGCUCAAAAAGGAAAGACUGUAUAUUUGGACGACUUAUGGGCUGACCCUGUAGUUAGAUUUCAUAGACGAUUCUAUGUGCCAAUGGUGUUGCUCUUCUGCUUUAUCCUUCCAACAAUGAUCCCUGUUUGGUUUUGGGGUGAAAAUUUAUGGACCUCAUUCUUCGUAGCUGGCAUGGCGAGAUACUGUAUUAGCCUCAACUUCACGUGGUUGGUGAAUAGUGCAGCUCACUAUUUUGGUGAUCAACCGUAUGAUAAAUACAUCGAAGCCAGAGAGAACGUGGCAGUGGCCUUCUUGGCCAACGGAGAGGGGUGGCACAAUUACCAUCACGUAUUCCCUUGGGAUUACGCCACCAGUGAAUUGGGUUACACACUGAAUCUAACCAAAAUAUUCAUAGACUUCAUGGCCAUGAUUGGUCAAGCUUAUGACUUGAAGACAGCCCAUCCUGAACUAGUGAAAAAUCGCAAACUGAAAACUGGAGAUGGCACUCGACUAAAAGAAGUCGAAGAUUCCGAUGGAGACGUGUGCAAAACGUCAUAAUUCUCGUUUGUUCGUGGUAGUUCACUGGUUUGGACUAAAGUUCCUAAGCAUACCAGACGUGAACCGAUUUGCCUUACAAUGUUCUGCAUCCGAACUUUCCGGUGUAGCGAACUGAAGAAUCAAGAAUGACCGGAUCCAUUUUGGUACCCUCAAUGCUUGAAGAAACAUUUCGGAUCAAGUCUAGCUUCUACGUGAAGCUGGAACAUUUAAUUUUAAUCGUGUAUGUAUUGUGUCUGUGACAUGAAUGUAAUGUUUUGAUUUUAAUCUAUCGUGUGAUAUCAUUUCAAUUUUUCUCAAU
Messenger RNA from Uloborus diversus, 1463 nucleotides. Its product is annotated as acyl-CoA Delta-9 desaturase-like. Bases 182 to 1165 code for a protein of 327 amino acids. Gene Ontology annotation, biological process: unsaturated fatty acid biosynthetic process. Lineage: Eukaryota; Metazoa; Arthropoda; Arachnida; Araneae; Uloboridae. Gene Ontology annotation, molecular function: stearoyl-CoA 9-desaturase activity; iron ion binding. Gene Ontology annotation, cellular component: endoplasmic reticulum membrane. The record is from RefSeq and is a predicted model, not a curated record. The transcript is spliced from 5 exons.